AUAUACAAUUUCUGAUUUCUUUCUCAAAUUAACACACAUUGUUUUUGCACUACUCGUCGAACGCACAGAUCUAAAAAGAAAGAACCCAAAAACCUCUUUCUUCCCUCACUUCCUCCGAUCUACCUCCGUUUCUUUCUUUUCUCUUAUAUAUACAGUUCUCGCUUUACACAUACAAAUCCUUCACAAUACGCACCGUUUUAUCAAUCGUAGAUGCGAUUCAGUUCCUCAUCUUGAUUUGAUCAGAUCUAAGGUUUUGAUUUUGAUUGAAUUUAGAGAAAGACAAGAUGUUGACGAAAUUUGAAACGAAGAGCAAUAGAGUGAAAGGACUGAGUUUCCACAGUAAGAGACCGUGGAUCCUAGCGAGUCUUCACAGUGGUGUGAUUCAACUAUGGGAUUACCGAAUGGGGACUUUGAUUGAUAGAUUUGAUGAACAUGAUGGACCUGUUCGCGGUGUCCAUUUUCAUAAAUCUCAGCCUUUAUUUGUCUCUGGAGGUGAUGAUUACAAGAUUAAAGUUUGGAACUACAAGAUGCAUAGGUGUCUGUUUACACUUCUUGGACAUCUUGAUUACAUCCGUACUGUGCAGUUUCAUCACGAGUACCCAUGGAUUGUGAGUGCCAGUGACGAUCAGACAAUCCGUAUUUGGAACUGGCAAUCCCGUACUUGCAUUUCUGUGUUGACGGGCCACAAUCAUUAUGUCAUGUGUGCCUCAUUCCAUCCUAAAGAAGACCUCGUUGUUUCUGCCUCCCUAGAUCAGACAGUUCGUGUUUGGGAUAUUGGUGCCCUGAGAAAGAAAACAGUCUCGCCUGCUGAUGAUAUUCUGCGGUUGAGUCAGAUGAAUACAGAUCUUUUUGGUGGGGUUGAUGCUGUUGUUAAGUAUGUCUUGGAAGGCCAUGAUCGAGGAGUCAACUGGGCUGCAUUCCACCCCAACCUUCCCUUGAUUGUCUCAGGAGCAGAUGAUCGCCAAGUGAAACUGUGGCGUAUGAAUGACACAAAGGCUUGGGAAGUGGACACAUUGAGAGGGCACAUGAAUAAUGUGUCGUGUGUUAUGUUCCAUGCCAAACAGGAUAUCAUUGUCUCAAAUUCAGAGGAUAAAAGCAUUCGUGUUUGGGAUGUCACUAAAAGAACUGGAGUUCAGACAUUCCGUCGAGAACAUGACCGAUUCUGGAUCCUUGCAUCUCACCCUGAGAUGAAUCUCCUUGCUGCUGGUCACGAUAGUGGCAUGAUUGUCUUUAAAUUAGAGAGAGAAAGGCCUGCUUUUGCAGUGAGCGGUGACUCUUUGUUCUAUGCUAAAGAUCGCUUUCUGCGGUUCUAUGAGUUUUCAACUCAAAGAGAUACUCAGGUGAUUCCCAUCCGGCGACCUGGUACCACCAGCCUGAAUCAAAGUCCAAGGACGCUGUCUUACAGUCCUACUGAGAAUGCUGUUCUUAUUUGCUCAGAUGUGGAUGGUGGAACUUAUGAGUUGUAUGUCAUUCCCAAAGAUAGCAUCAGUAGGGGUGAUACUGUGCAGGAGGCAAAGAGAGGUGCUGGGGGAUCAGCCAUCUUUGUGGCCCGAAAUAGAUUUGCUGUGCUUGACAAAAGCAGCAACCAGGUCCUAGUCAAAAACCUGAAGAACGAGGUUGUUAAAAAGAGCAGUCUCCCCAUUGCUGCAGAUGCAAUAUUCUAUGCUGGGACUGGUAACUUGCUUUGCAGGGCAGAGGAUCGAGUAGUCAUAUUUGAUCUCCAGCAAAGGAUUGUUCUUGGGGACCUUCAAACGCCAUUUGUCAAGUAUGUUGUUUGGUCUAAUGACAUGGAAAGUGUUGCAUUGCUCAGCAAACAUGCGAUCAUCAUUGCUAGCAAGAAGCUUGUGCAUCAGUGCACUCUCCAUGAGACUAUCCGUGUAAAGAGCGGAGCCUGGGAUGACAAUGGUGUUUUUAUUUAUACAACAUUGAACCACAUAAAAUACUGUCUGCCCAAUGGGGACAGCGGCAUAAUCAGAACUCUUGAUGUCCCAAUAUAUGUAACUAAGGUUUCUGGAAAUACCAUAUUUUGCUUGGAUCGGGAUGGGAAGAGCAGACAUAUUGACAUUGAUGCAACAGAAUACAUGUUCAAACUUUCUCUUUUGAGGAAGAAGUAUGACCAUGUUAUGAGCAUGAUUAGGAACUCUCAGCUCUGUGGGCAGGCAAUGAUCGCUUAUUUGCAACAGAAGGGUUUUCCUGAAGUUGCUUUGCAUUUUGUGAAGGAUGAGAGGACUCGAUUUAAUUUGGCCUUAGAGAGUGGAAAUAUUCAGAUUGCUGUUGCUUCAGCAAAGGAAAUUGAUGAGAAAGAUCACUGGUAUAGAUUGGGAGUGGAAGCUCUUCGCCAAGGUAAUUCAGGUAUUGUUGAAUAUGCCUACCAGAGAACCAAAAACUUUGAGAGGUUGUCUUUCCUCUAUCUCAUUACUGGGAACCUGGAAAAGCUUUCUAAAAUGCUGAAAAUUGCUGAAGUUAAGAAUGAUGUCAUGGGCCAGUUUCAUAAUGCACUUUAUUUGGGUGAUAUCCAAGAACGUGUCAAGAUCUUGGAGAAUUCUGGCCAUUUGCCACUUGCUUAUAUAACUGCGAAAGUCCAUGGGCUAGAGGAUGUUGCUGAACGUCUAGCUGCUGAGUUAGGAGAUAAUGUUCCAUCUUUGCCGGAGGGUAAAGUGCCUUCACUUCUGAUACCUCCAGCUCCCAUCAUGUCUGGCAGUGAUUGGCCCCUUCUAAGAGUCAUGAGAGGCAUAUUUCAAGGUGGGCUGGAUGAUACGGGUAAAGGUGCUGUUGAUGAGGAUGAAGAGGCUGCUGAAGGUGAUUGGGGUGGAGAUCUGGAUAUUGACGAUGUGGAUGGCUUGCAAAAUGGAGAUGUUUCAGGAAUUUUGGAGGAUGGGGAAGUGGCUGAUGAAAAUGGGGAGGGAGGAUGGGACCUUGAAGACUUGGAGCUCCCCCCUGAGGCAGACACACCGAGGGCUUCUGUAAGUGCCCGCUCGUCUGUUUUUGUGGCUCCAACUCCUGGUAUGCCUGUAAGCCAGAUUUGGAUCCAGAGAUCAUCACUUGCUGCUGAACAUGCUGCAGCUGGCAAUUUUGAUACUGCUAUGCGGUUGCUCAACAGGCAACUUGGAAUUCGAAACUUUGCUCCAUUGAGAUCCAUGUUUCUUGAUCUUCACACAGGUAGCCAUACCUAUUUGCGUGCAUUUUCAUCUACUCCAGUGAUAUCUCUGGCUGUUGAACGUGGAUGGAGUGAAUCUGCUAGCCCUAAUGUAAGGGGCCCUCCAGCACUGGUGUUCAAUUUCUCUCAGUUGGAAGAGAAGCUCAAGGCUGGAUACAGAGCCACAACAGCUGGAAAAUUUACUGAGGCACUUCGACUCUUUCUCAGCAUUCUUCAUACAGUCCCUCUAAUUGUUGUUGAGUCCAGGAGGGAGGUCGAUGAAGUUAAAGAGUUGAUUAUCAUAGUCAAAGAAUAUGUCCUGGCUUCGAAGAUGGAGCUCAAAAGGAGGGAAAUGAAAGACAAUCCAAUACGUCAACAGGAGCUAGCUGCCUAUUUCACUCACUGCAACCUUCAAAUGCCUCAUUUAAGGCUUGCUCUGCAAAAUGCAAUGACUGUUUGCUUCAAGGCAAAGAACCUAGCUACUGCAGCUAAUUUUGCCAGGCGUCUAUUAGAGACGAACCCCACAAUUGAGAACCAGGCAAAGAUGGCCAGGCAAGUGCUGCAGGCUGCAGAAAGGAAUAUGACAGAUGCCUCCGAGCUAAAUUAUGACUUCAGAAACCCAUUUGUGACAUGUGGUGCAACAUAUGUUCCAAUUUACAGAGGACAAAAAGAUAUCUCUUGCCCAUUUUGUAGUUCACGAUUUGUGCCAAGCCAGGAAGGACAGUUGUGUUCUGUUUGUGAUCUUGCUGUUGUUGGGGCAGAUGCUUCAGGGUUACUCUGUUCUCCUACCCAGAUACGAUGAGCGAGUUUUUGUCAAUUAUUUUUCAGCUCGUCUUAUCUGAUAGCAGAAGUGGCGGUCUUCAUUGUUUUCUAUCUGCAGGGAAAAAAGGUAAGAGAUACCUAUAGAAGAGUUAAGUCCCCAGUGAAUUUGUUUGUGUUAUCUUUUUCUUCUAUUCUGCUUUAUUCUGGAAAUCUCUUUCACCCCUUGUUUACUUAGUUGAUUAUGAUUUUCAAUGUAAUAAACAACUUGAGAAUUUUGGCUUGGCCUAUUCUUGUUAGCUGUUCAUAGACAAGAAUAGACGAGGGGGCUCUUUUGUUAAAUUAGAUAAAUCUUUAUAGGCAGGACAAGUUUACAUCUCAGUUGUAUGGCAAAAUUUGCUUAUUUGUGAUGA
Ricinus communis (castor bean) is the source of this 4308-nucleotide messenger RNA. Its product is annotated as coatomer subunit alpha-1. Lineage: Eukaryota; Viridiplantae; Streptophyta; Magnoliopsida; Malpighiales; Euphorbiaceae. The coding region runs from base 285 to 3938 and encodes 1217 amino acids. The record is from RefSeq and is a predicted model, not a curated record. The transcript is spliced from 4 exons. Gene Ontology annotation, cellular component: COPI vesicle coat. Gene Ontology annotation, molecular function: protein binding; structural molecule activity. Gene Ontology annotation, biological process: intra-Golgi vesicle-mediated transport; intracellular protein transport; endoplasmic reticulum to Golgi vesicle-mediated transport.